Molecule: messenger RNA, 624 nt
Organism: Necator americanus (New World hookworm)
Lineage: Eukaryota; Metazoa; Nematoda; Chromadorea; Rhabditida; Ancylostomatidae
Exons: 1
Coding region: 1-624 (207 amino acids)
Source: RefSeq, a predicted model, not a curated record
AUGUCUAGGACGCUGGAUGAAGCUCAGCCUCAAGAACAAGCUGGAUUCCGCCAAGGGUUCAGCUGCUUGGACCACAUCCAGACCGCUUCGAGGGUCAUAGGGGUUUGCCGGGAAUACCGCCUGCCCCUUGUUCUAACCUUCGUCGACUAUGAGAAAGCCUUGGACAGCGUAGAAACGAAUGCAAUACUGUCAGCACUGGUCGAUCAAGGUGUGGACGCGUCGUAUGUGAAGACAUUAGCCAAUUGCUACGAUCGAUGCACGACUAGGAUACAGCUUUUCCACCGCUCUCUCACCAUACCCAUUGGAAAGGGUGUACGACAAGUCGAUACUGUAUUGCCGAAGCUGUUCACGGCUGCAUUGCAAUGGAUAAUGAAAUCACUACCCUGGGGAGAAAGGGGCGUACCUGUUGAUGGAAGGUUUCUCUCGAACCUUCGUUUAGCUGACGACAUCGUUCUCUUUUUGAGCAGUACCAAUGAAGCAGAAAUGAUGCUCAACGAAUUGAACGAAGCAGGGAAGAGAAUAAGACUGCGAAUAAACAGAAAGAAGACACAGCUCAUGAACAACGCCUACUGCGAGGACGGAGGAAUACAACUUGAAGGCUCAGGAUUAGGAGGAGGCGAUUAA